This is a messenger RNA of Alternaria incomplexa, 1764 nucleotides long. RefSeq lists its product as uncharacterized. Bases 1 to 1764 code for a protein of 587 amino acids. The record is from RefSeq and is a predicted model, not a curated record. NCBI's taxonomy places the organism in Eukaryota, Fungi, Ascomycota, Dothideomycetes, Pleosporales, Pleosporaceae. The transcript has a single exon.
AUGGACGCGGGCUCGGAGAAACCAGCCAGUACAAAGGUACCACCAAAGAACAAGAAGAUGGCGCCAUCAAGACCUCAGAAAGCAUCCAGCAAAGCUGCAACCAGUAAGCAUGGGAACGAAAUAUCUGAAGGAAUGGCCAAAGCCCUCGAACUUGCUAGGGCCUUGCUAGACGAGGACGAGGACGACGAGGACGACGACGACAAGGACAACAACGAUGCUGAGGUGAUCGAAGCGCCUGAAGAGCCAGGCAACGUUGCUAGCAAUCCGACAGCAAAGCUUCCUUCCAAUCUACGAAAGAGAAAAGUGGUUCAGGACCUAGAGAAAGAUGUAUCAGAAGACAGCGGUCAGAUGGAUUUGGACGACGAUGAUCAAACUGUUCCAACGAAUGAGCCUCUUAACAAGCGCAGGCGUAAGAGGAAAAGUAAGAAAGCGACAGACACAGUGCCCAUCGAUGCUGAAGAAGAAGAGCAGCGAGAUGCGCGGGAUCUGGGACUUCCGUCUAAGUUUCAUAUAGUGCGAUCAACGCUGACUGAGGAAGCGGCAAACAGCGCGAGUAUGGAGAAAAGUCCAAAGAGAAGUGACAACACUAUCAUCAUUGCGCGAAGGAGGAGACUGAAGAAAUCUAAUUUGGAGGUAUUGGUAUGGGAUGACGGGGAGCUGGAGUGGAUGAGGAAGACAUAUGCUACGAAGUUGUACAAGAAGACCGUUGAGAGAUACGAUGAAGUCGAAAAGGAUGAUUGGAGAGAUGUGGCUGUAGAUGGCUGGGAUCAGGUGAGGGUUCUGAACAAGGUCGUGCUGAUCGAUAACCCAGUCACCCAUUUACCCACAGCCAAAACGGAGGUCACUAGGCGCUUCAAAGGCAACGACGGUAUUGCCUCAUCAGUGAUACUCCAAUACAUCUUGAAGAAAGUCUCUGAGCCCAGCUCUUGGCUACCCACACCAAUGGCUGGCAGUUACCAGUACGCAACAGCCGAAGAUGAAGCGACAGCGAGAAGCUGGAAGCCGAAGUCCGCCCAGAAUUUCGUUGAUGUCAUUUUGAAAAGAAAGAUCAAGGGCAGCAAGUCUUAUGAAAAGGCUGACGAGAUCUUGAACGGCGUAGACGUGGUAUGGCGCUAUUCUUCGGACAAGAUUCGAUUUGUCGGGGCAAACGAGAAUCCACCAUCACCAUCAACAGGCAUGACGCGGCGUAUCAAGCUGAUGGACAUAUGGGCCAUCUUCCUCGAAAGGUUCCACAUUUGGCAAAACGGUAACGAUGAUGGCGGCCCCCUGUCGACCACAGUAGAUGUGAUCCUGUCGCAAACUAAAGCCGAACGAAAGGAACUUGGGCGUCGCAUGAUAACCGAUAGCCCGCACAUUGCCAGGCUAGACUCAUGGCCUUAUCUGCUUGCACUGGUCUUACUUACGAAGGACGAGGCGGAAGGCGCGGAAUCUGAGGCAUCACUUACGCCUUCUGAUGCUCGCUUCAGGGACGCUGUUCAUACCUGCAUGACCCAGUAUCAGGAGGAAACCGGAACAGAUUAUCCUCAAGCCGUACAUAUGUUCUAUCUGCUACAGCAACUCCUGCAAGCAGACAAUGUUCGCGAGAAAAUUGAUAAAGAGGCGCUAGACAACCCUCUCGCUAACCGAUCCGAUGUCGAUAGUGGACAACGUAGCGACUCUGGACAUGACGAGGGUGCUGACACGGUUGGAAGUGGAGAUGACGCUGCAGCGACUGAGCAGCCACUGGCGAAGAAGUCGAUAUCCAAGAAGACUGGUGUUCGCUGA